Messenger RNA from Fusarium pseudograminearum CS3096, 198 nucleotides. RefSeq lists its product as uncharacterized. The transcript has 4 exons. The record is from RefSeq and is a predicted model, not a curated record. Bases 1 to 198 code for a protein of 65 amino acids. Lineage: Eukaryota; Fungi; Ascomycota; Sordariomycetes; Hypocreales; Nectriaceae.
AUGAAGGUCGUCGACGUAGCCUCGUUGAAACACAUACCAGGUCCUUGGGGCAAACCUAGUUCCCUAACUACCAAAGAUGGGACCCUUCUAGUCUUUGAGUCUCGCUCAGGCUACACUGGAAUGAUCAUUUUCGCCAAAUUGAACACAAACGGAUCCGGCUCAGAAGAUGAUGGUAUUGGAACUGCUUGGGGUUUAUGA